This is a messenger RNA of Beta vulgaris subsp. vulgaris (sugar beet), 2139 nucleotides long. RefSeq lists its product as uncharacterized. Gene Ontology annotation, biological process: DNA transposition. The record is from RefSeq and is a predicted model, not a curated record. Lineage: Eukaryota; Viridiplantae; Streptophyta; Magnoliopsida; Caryophyllales; Amaranthaceae. The coding region runs from base 1 to 2139 and encodes 712 amino acids. Gene Ontology annotation, molecular function: zinc ion binding; transposase activity; DNA binding. The transcript is spliced from 5 exons.
AUGUGUUCGAGUGAGGGUGAUUUUGAAGAUCAUGAAGAUGAUGACCUAUUCAAUGAGUAUGUUGAUGAGGAUAUUGCAAAGAGAGUAACAAGGAGUUUAGGUGGAUUGCAUACAGCUCAUGACCAAGAAAGAGGUGAUGUGGCAGAAGAGACUGAUUAUAUAGCUAAUGAGGAUGAGCUGAUAGAUAUUGAUGGUGAUGAUGGUAGUGUUUUAGGGUCAGAUGAUGAGGUGCCAAAUUACCCUGAGUUCACUCCAGAUGUGGAUUUCAAGGGCAAGGUAGAAUUGACCAAGGGCUUGAAGUUUCCAUCAAAUGAGAUAUUUAGGAAAGCUUUGAGACAUCAUGCAAUAGAGAAUGGUUACGAUUAUUACUAUUUGCACAACAACUCUAGGGUUUUUGCAUAUUGUGCAAAGAGAUGUAAGUGUCCUUGGGAAAGAGCAAGGAUAUUAAAGUGCAAAUGCAAUGACAAUAGGAAGUGUAGAUUUAGGAUUCAUUGUAAGAAAUUGAAAAAUGAGGAGACUAGGCAAAUAAAAAGCCUCAGGUUGACUCACAUUUGUGGCUGGCAGAGUGUGAAUUCCAAGCUCACAUCACAGUACCUAGCUGAAAGGUACUUGGAAGACUUUAGAGAUGACCCAUCUUGGAAGUUGGCAACAUUCAUAAAGAGAGCAAGGAGAGAGUGUAAGUGUGAGGAAUUACAACCAGGGAGCACAACUGUGGUUAAGGUGGAUGGUGUACAGAACCUUAGGCCACAGUUUCAGAGAUUGCCACUAUUAGGUGUGGAUGGAGCUAACUUGAAGGGGCCCCGCCCUGGCAUCCUAUUGACUGCUGUCGGGAAAUGCGAGAAUAAUAACAUAUUUCCCGUAGCAUGGGCUAUAGUUGAGAUAGAAAAUGCAGAAACAUGGGGGUGGUUCUUGGAGUUGCUAAGGAAUGACAUAGCCUCAGUUGCAGAUUUAGUGACAUGGGUCCAUGAAAAAGAUGAAUUAACGUACAUGUUAGACAGACAGAAGGGUUUGUUGGAUGCAUUCAACACCGUCAUGCCUAAUGUGGAAACAAGAUAUUGUUGCAGACACAUUUGGAGCAAUUUCAAGAGCAAUUACCCAGGAGUUAUUUACAAGGAUACUUUUGGAAGGCCGCAAGAUCGCCAACUAAGGUAUGAGCAUUUGAAGAUUCACAUGGAAAAAAUCAAGGUAAUCAAUGUUGAGGCCUUCGACUACUUACAAGCAAUCCCAGUUGAACAUUGGUCCAGACAUGAUUUUAGUAAUGCUUCUAAGUCUGGAAUGUUGCUCAACAAUUGUUGUGAUAGCUUCAACAAUGUUCUGAGGGAGGCAAGAACCAAGCCUAUUUUACAGUUGAUGGAAUGGAUUAGAAGGUAUGUCAUGGCUAGGUUCUGGUCCAAGAAGGAGGGGUUGAAGCACUUUAGUGGACUGAUCAUGCCUUCAGUUGUGAAAAUAGUGCAAAGAGGAUUGGAAGAAUUAACCAACAUGAGAGUCAAUCAAGCUGAUUUGUAUGAAUUUGAAGUAGAUCAUAAUGAAGAUACUUGGGUGGUAAACCUGGAGAAAAAGGAAUGCAGUUGCUAUAGGUGGACAUUGAUGGGCAUAUCAUGCUGGCAUGCUUUGGCAUGCAUGGAAAAGAGAAGGCUACAAUAUCAAGACUUCAUACAUGAAGCUUACCAUGUUCAUACUUAUUCCAAAACAUACAACCCUUCUUUUAGGGCAAUGCCAGGGCAGAAUCAAUGGCCUGAAACUCCUUACCCUAAACCACUGCCACCACAACACAAAAAGCUUCCCGGGAGGCCAUCCAAACACAAAAGGAUAAAAGAGGUUGGUGAGGAUGGAGAAGCAAGGAAUGUGGAAAGGGCUAAGAAGCAAAAUCAUUGUAGUAGAUGUGGUGGACUAGGGCAUUAUGCAGUGAAGUAUAGAAACUCGGCAGUGGACAAAUCUGCAGACCCUAAGAGAAAAGGUGGAAGGCCAAAAUCCAGAACAACAGCUACUAGUGGUGGUGGUGUGAAUGAGGUGUCUGCUGCAGCUUUUGAUGGUGGUGCAAGGACUAAUGACAUUGGUACAUCAAGUCAAGGUGCAAAUAACAAAAAAGGGGAACAAAAAAUAAGCAACAACAAAGAAGAAAGGCAAGAGAAGGAAUGA